CACUCAGGGCUCGAUUACACCGCGUCGCAAGUUUUGUGUUAAAAUGGCGGCGGAAACAGCAAGACAGGUACAAGAUGCCAACUAAAGCGAGCAAACUUGGCUACUUCCCCCUCCCGCCUUGUUCGCCGGACACCGGGGAGGUGUUCCCCGUCGCCUGCCGAGACCGUUCGAGCCCAGUUUCGCUUCCAAUGUGGAAACGUCAAAAACUAGACUACUAAACCGCGAGCCGAGUUUCCGUUUCAAGUGCUCAUUUUAUUUUAUUUUUUUUGGAGGGGGGGGGGUGGUUUCUUGCGUCGCCAAAUGACCUCGCGGCCGCGCACGCCGAACUGCGUCGAGGAGAAGCCGGGGAGGUGAUAGUGGUCGCCGCGUCCCCCUUGGUCAUGGACCGCUCCAUCCCGCAGACGCCCGGCGGCCACCUGUAGCUUCGAGCUGCCCCCAUGGCGAACCCGACCCGCUGUGACUCGGGUCGGACGGAGAACCGCGGUGGCGUGUUUGGCGAAGCGAUUGUAGCGAACGGUCGUUCGGCGGGAGACCCGUCCGUGUCAAGCAGUCACGAUCCCUCCGGUCGACGCCUCCUCGAUCCGGGCGCGCCGCUCCAGUGUGAAUCCGCGCCAUGCCCCACCUCGAGCUCCGUUUUCCGCAGCGGCCCGCAGAAGCUCAGUCUCGACCCGGACAGCCACAGUCUGACUUCCCAGGACUCGGGGAUCCCGACCCUGGAGCUCAACCCUCCGGAUUUCAGCGGGGGGGACUCUCCCGCGACUUUAACGUUAGAUGAUGACCCCUCCGGUUGCAACGGCGUGUUCAAGUCCUCCAGCUUCCCGCGCAGCGGCUUUGACUCCACCCGCUUCUUCAGCCCGGGGCUCAAAGUGUCCGGCGCCGGCGCCGCCGUCCACCGAGCCUUGAACCGCAGCGACGACGUCUCCGUGUGCAGUUCGUCCAGCAUGAGCACGGAGCUCUCUGCGUCCAACGAGGACAUCUUGAAUUUCACCGUCACCUCCGACUCGAGCGCCAUCGUCACCUUGGAGACGGACGAGAGCUGCAUGGCUCCCUUCUCCGACGUCGCGCUGGCUUCGUUGCCGGGACGAUCCAAGGACUUGAGGGGUCCGGGGCAAGCGAGCCCCCCUGGAGUUGUGCGACAGGAAGAGGACGGCGGGCAAAAGAAGCUCGGGUCAUUCACCAGCUUGUUCAACAGGAGCCUCUUUGCCAGGAAACUGAAGGACAGUCGCUCAGUGGAGCAGCGGGAUGCUGGAUGGAAGCUGUUUGGCAAGGUGCCGCCGCGAGAGGUGCCCGUCAAGGACCCGAAAAGAAUACAGAAGGAAUAUGAAACGAAGACCGGCAGAGGUGGACACGGCAAUCCGACGUCUCCCGGGCAGAAUGUGAGGAAAAACCUGGACUUUGAGCCCCUCUCCACCACCGCGCUCAUACUGGAGGACAGACCCGCCAAUCUUCCGGCCAAGCCGGCCGAGGAGGCCGAGAAGCACAGACAACAAUACGAAGAGAUGGUGGCCCAGGCCAAGAAGAGAGAGCUGAAGGAGGCCCAGAAGAGGAAGAAGAAACUGGAGGAGCGCUGCAAGCUGGAGGAGAGCAUCGGCUCGGCGGCGCAGACGUGGAACCAGGAGAUCCUGCCCAACUGGAGCGCCAUGUGCGCGUCUCGACGCGUGAGGGACCUGUGGUGGCAGGGCAUCCCGCCCAGUGUCCGGGGCAAAGUGUGGAGCCUGGCGGUGGGCAACGAACUCAACAUCACGCACGAGCUUUACAAUAUCUGCCUGGCGCGGGCGAAAGAAAAGUGGAGGAGCACGCCGGCCGGCGCCGCGGAGGCCGAAAGCCAAGAUGCGGGCUCAUCCGAUCGGGAGUCAAGCUUGGAGCUGAUCAAGUUGGACAUCUCCAGAACAUUCCCCCAGUUGUGCAUCUUCCAGGAGGGCGGGCCCUAUCACGACGUGCUGCACAGCAUUCUGGGAGCGUACACCUGCUACCGGCCCGAUGUCGGCUACGUGCAGGGCAUGUCGUUCAUCGCCGCCGUGCUGAUCCUGAACCUGGACACGGCCGACGCCUUCAUCGCCUUCGCCAACCUGCUCAACAAGCCGUGCCAGAUGGCCUUCUUCAGGGUGGACCACAGCCUUAUGUUGACGUACUUUGCUGCAUUCGAGGUGUUCUUUGAGGAAAACCUACCAAAGCUCUUUGCACAUUUCAAGAAGAACAACCUGACGCCUGAUAUUUAUCUGAUCGACUGGAUCUUCACCCUGUACAGUAAGUCUCUGCCGCUGGACCUGGCGUCGCGCGUGUGGGACGUCUUCUGCCGAGACGGCGACGAGUUCCUGUUCCGCACGGCGCUGGGCCUGCUGCGCCUCUUCCAGGACGUGCUGACCCGCAUGGACUUCAUCCACAUGGCCCAGUUCCUCACCCGCCUGCCCGACCUCAUCCCCGCCGAGCAGCUCUUCCAGCACAUCGGCGCCGUCCACAUGACCAGUCGCAACAGGAAGUGGGGGCUGGUUUUGCAGAUGUUGCAGAAAGAUCCAGAGCGAGGAAGUCCUGUGCUGAAGCGCUGACGCCCGGGAGGGGGGGGGGGGGGGAGACAUCAGAAGUCCGGUCAGAGCUAAUUUUUGUUACUAGCGAUCAGAACCAGGACCCAGCACCGUGGGUAACAGAGCAGGGGUGCCUUAUUUAAUGAACUUCCCCAGCAGAGGAACCACAACACACUCCCGGACCCCCGUGGGACCACCCAGAUGCCAGUUAUCACGUCCAGCUCGUCACUCAGUUCCGGUUAAUAGCUUUUUAUUUUAUUUUUUUCUCCAAGGCGACUCCCCGAUCGUCGUUUUUCCUCCGUGAACGCAUCGACGUGCCGCCACCGUCUGGAAAUCAGGUCAGGAGCUGCCUUUCCAUGUUUUGCGCCGGCGUAUCGUGAGAAACUGUCGCGGCUCGAAUCGACGUUUUCGGGUUAAGUUACUUAUUUGUAUGGCGGGUGAUCGUUUGUUUGUGCUUGUCAGCGACCGCUCAAAUUUGAUGUCAGGUUGUGGGUUCUAAACAGGAAACAUCUUUUUUCUUUGUUAUGAUGCUUGUGUGGUUUUUGCACUCUCUCCCCAAGCGCAUCAGAACUGCAAUAAACUUUAUUUUUUAUGUAUAUAUAUUUUUAGGGGGGGGGGGCUUUUUCCAUUAAGUGGGCACAUCGCAAGUCAUCCCUCAGGUUCUUUUAAAUUUGGAUUUCAGUCUUUUUUUGUUUAACGGGUUUGUGCGCGUUUCCGGAGCGAGAGACGGUCAGAAAACGGGCCCGCCGGUGAAAUGAAUGUAAACUCUUUGAUUGCACUUUUCUGUCUUUUGAUUUGCUGUCCUCUCUCGGUUUUGGUUUUCUCUGGUUUCGGACUGGCAGCAGAAGGGAAAACGAACCUCGUUUGACCAAAUAAAUAAAAAGGCGUUGCAAAACUGA
Messenger RNA from Syngnathoides biaculeatus (alligator pipefish), 3421 nucleotides. It is a transcript of the gene tbc1d14, whose product is annotated as TBC1 domain family, member 14. Bases 438 to 2546 code for a protein of 702 amino acids. The record is from RefSeq and is a predicted model, not a curated record. The transcript has 14 exons. NCBI's taxonomy places the organism in Eukaryota, Metazoa, Chordata, Actinopteri, Syngnathiformes, Syngnathidae.